GGUUGCCAUGUGCACACUCGUUCGGUACGGUGAGAUUUGUUUUGAUGCACUGGGGUAAUCUCGAUUAUAGUUAUAAUGUCGGAUAGGGUUGCUAGUGACGAUGAAAAUUUGCUGGAGCGGAUGCCUUCUCCGAAAAUAAGGCAUAGGGUUAAAGUACUGGUCGAAUGGCGUAGUGAAGAAAUAUACAAAUUGAUUGCAGCAGUCGAAUCAAGACAACUGCUUUGGAAUUCUUCGCACAAAGAUCACAUGUGCAAAAUUAUGCGCGAAGAAGCUUGGCAAGAAAUUGCUGCGGAAUUUGACGGCAAGUUUGAUACCGAUCAACUGGUAGCAAAAUGGUAUAACCUGAGAAUACAAUUCAAAGCGUAUUUCGCCGCAAGAAAAAAACGAUUCACGGCAGGAGGAACAGACCGCACAACAUGGAAAUACUUUAUGCCAUUAAUGUUUAUUGCUGGCGGUACAAGAAAGCAACAACAAAUGGUUGCUGAUUGCGAUCUCAAUACUACCGAUCAUCCAAAGAAACCAGCAGUUCGAUCAAAACCAGCCGUCAAACGACAUCACCAGAUUCAGCGUACACAAAAUACCACACUACAUUCUUCGGCAGAUGACAUAAUUCAUAUAACGAAAACCUUAGCUAGCGUACAGCAAUCUUUGCAAAGUAUGCAAAAGGUGGACAGUUUCCAAGUCUUCGGAAAUUUUGUGGCGGAGGAAAUACGCAAAAUACCUGAGCCAGUGGUGGCAAAUCAAGUACAGAGGAAGCUGACACGUUUUCUCAUGGACUGUAUGGAUGAAGUUGACACCGCGUAUUGCAGUCAGUCAAUGAAUAAGAACGAUUUUUAAUUUCUGUUUUUCUCUAUUGUUCAAUAAACCAUUCAAACUAGCAUUACUCGA
Wyeomyia smithii (pitcher-plant mosquito) is the source of this 888-nucleotide messenger RNA. RefSeq lists its product as uncharacterized. The transcript has 2 exons. Gene Ontology annotation, cellular component: transcription regulator complex; nucleus. Lineage: Eukaryota; Metazoa; Arthropoda; Insecta; Diptera; Culicidae. The record is from RefSeq and is a predicted model, not a curated record. Gene Ontology annotation, molecular function: DNA binding. Bases 76 to 837 code for a protein of 253 amino acids. Gene Ontology annotation, biological process: regulation of transcription by RNA polymerase II.